Molecule: messenger RNA, 1002 nt
Organism: Eruca vesicaria subsp. sativa (arugula)
Lineage: Eukaryota; Viridiplantae; Streptophyta; Magnoliopsida; Brassicales; Brassicaceae
Source: the annotation of a GenBank genome assembly
AUGGUAGUGAUUAAUACGUUCUUGGAUGAAACAAUCGAUAAUGUUAUCUGCGCCAUGGUGUGGUUCAUCUAUCCAAUCGCUUUCAUGAUCAUCACAGCAAAAUUUCACCCCACGAGGUACCAAGAGAAGAUCAAGGAGCUUCUCUUCUACUGGUACAUCACUGAAGCACUCUCAGGCCGUUGUUCUUGGAUCGAAGUUAAGCACUUGGUAAAUCCUGAGAAAACCUUAGCGUGGAGCAUGAAGAGAAGGGUCAAAAACGGCUUAACUUUGAAGAUCCAAAAUGAGUCUGAGGCUAGAGUUGCAGCAAAGGAAGUCUUCCUAAACGUAGCGAAGCCCGGUUCAGACUUCAUUGAGCUAGGAGAUUUAGCUCGCUUCCUUCCGGAGACUGAUGCCUUGUCGUUUUUGAGCAUCUUCGAGCAGACAUCAAAGGAUGACACAACCCGAAUUAGCACCUCAUCUCGGCUACAACUAAGGGUAAAUAAGACAACCCGAAUCAACUGCUCAGAUCUACUACAUUUUAUGGUGUAUGCUUACAGGCUAGAGAUGUCUCUUGUCUUGUCACUGAAAGACACAGACUCUAUAAUGAACACUAUGAGGAUCACAGUCUUCCUAAUUGCUGUGAUAGCAGAUGUAGUAGCAAUUGUUCCCGUGUACCUAAUGCUAGGCGUAUUCGGAUCCAUGAUCUACACGUUCUUUGUUUUUCUGGUGCUACGUGCUAUAAAACAUUCUCAGCAAUGGAGUUUGAUUCUCCAGUCAACCAUGUUGUUUUUCUUUCGCCAUCCGUAUGCUGUUGGCGAAAAAUGUAUAAACGAUGGAGUGGAAAUGGUGGUGAAGAAAAUAAAUUUCUUAUCAGUAACUUUCGUAGGACUUGAUAUGAAGGAAUAUCAAAUCAGUAGUAGUUAUCUACGGUCCAAGUGGCGCAUUGACCUCUUUCGAGGUAGUUCUAGUUUAGAGAAGAUGCAACUGGUUUUGAGUGAAUCCCAAGAUGCAACGGUCGUUUAA